UUGGAGUCUGUGUCUAGCAUUACCUCCCAGUUAGGCUUGUGUUUGUUAUUUUCUGUGUGUGUCUCUUUGUGGUUGGGGCUGUAUCUCUCACCAGCUUGCUUCUGUCCCUUUGUGCCUGGAUUCUCUUGCUCACCUGGUCUCAGUCAGAGUUUGGGGUGUAUAAUUUCUCUCUCUCUGUGUUAAGCUUGUGUUUGCCUUUAUUCACUCUCUCUCUGUUAGCCUUUGUGCCUGUCUUAUUUUCUCUGUAUAUUAGGCCUGUGUCUGUCUUAUUCUUUGUGUGUUAGGCUUGUGUCUAUCUUCGUCUCUCUGUGUAUUCGCCUUGUGCCUGUCUUAUUAUCCCUCUCUGUAUUAGGCUUGUGCCCGUCUUAUUCUGUGUAUGUGUGUGUUAGGCUUGUGUCUGAGCCUCUCUCUCUCUCUGUGUGUCUGUGUUAGGCUUGUGCCUGUCUUACUCUGUGUGUGUGUGUGUGCUUUACUAACUGCGGGGCUGCGCUGGACUCCCAGACAGUGGGUACGGCGCCGUGUUUGUCCUCUUCAGGCGGGGACGGGAGCCGGUUAAACCGGGGGGGCAGCUCCUGAUUCCUGCCGCUGGCCUGUCUGCAGCGAGCGGGCCGGCUCCGGCUGCCAUCUCCCGGGCACAGGGUGGGCUUGAGAGGCCGCUUGGGCUCCGGGAGGAGCUCGACCCGGCUCCCGUUGAUGGUCUGUCCCCGGAGAAGACGGAAGAUUGAACAUUAGACCGUUCAGGCCGACAGCAGAGCGACCGAACGCUGCACUCGAGCAGGAAUCAAACCAGAAUCUCCUGGUUCCGCGUUCAGAUAAAUAGAGGUGGCUGAGCAUUUUGAAGAUGCAGGGGACAACAGCUGGUAACCACAGCCCUCCGAUGCUACUGAGGGUGACAAUGGGUCUCAUAUCUCUUGUAGUGGCCCUCCUUGCGGUCACUGCAUUCUUCCGAAUGGAACUCCUACACCACUUGCCAUGGGCAAAGGGACUGGAAGACAACAGUUCAGACUCCUGCCCAUAUGGUCACUUCCGGUUGAGAGGAAUGAAGGAUUGUCUCUCCUGGUUGCCCUGCGAAGUGAUUCAGAACGAGGUUACUGUGGUGAAGCUGAUUGGUCGAGGUGCUGUCAAGCAGGUAUUCCUCGCAAAUUGGCGAGGACACAAAGUGGCUUUCUCUCGACUUGCUGUCUCUGAAUUCAGCAAUGACUUCUUUCAUGGACUAGAGAUGCUGAAAGGCUUGCAGAGUGUCUACGUGGUCAAACUGCUAGGAUACUGUGAAGAAGAUCAUACUAUUCUCACAGAGUAUCACCCUUUCGGAUCAUUAAUCAAUGUUAAUUCCAUUUUGGAACGAGAAGGGCACCGUGACUUCAAUAUGUGGGAAAUUCGAUUUCGUUUGGCCAUUGACUAUGUGAUGUUCCUGCAGUUUCUACACAACAGCCCUUUGGGUCCCCGGGUUAUGUGUGAUUCCAAUGAUCUGAGGAAGACCUUGUCCCAGUAUUUGUUAACUACAGACCUGCAUGUGAUAGCUAACGAUUUGGAUGCUUUGCCGUUAGUCAAUCGGAGCACUGGUGUUUUGGUAAAAUGUGGUGUCCGGCAACUUCAGGGUGACUUUGUGGCCCCAGAGCAGCUUUGGCCAUUUGGCGACGACCUUCCAUUUUCGGAUGACCUCAUGCCCCCAUACGAUGAGAAAACAGACGUGUGGAAGAUUCCGGAUGUUACUGAUUUCCUGCUGGGCCAGGUUGAAGGAAGUGAUGUUGUCAGACUCCAUUUGUUUCAAUUGCACCAAGACUGUAAGAGAACUGUGCCACAGCAAAGACCUUCAUCAUUGAUGGUUCUUCAGAGUUAUAAAGCUGUUUAUACUUCACUGACACAGGAGUCAGAACUGUCUGACAGUUACAGCAGCACAUCCUAUGACUUAUAAUUAAUGGUGAGAUUAUGUCCUUACAGUUACCAUAACUUAACUUAAAUAAAGUCUCUUUUUUUUAAAUAAA
Messenger RNA from Chiloscyllium plagiosum (whitespotted bambooshark), 1985 nucleotides. It is a transcript of the gene pomk, whose product is annotated as protein O-mannose kinase. The record is from RefSeq and is a predicted model, not a curated record. Gene Ontology annotation, cellular component: endoplasmic reticulum membrane. Gene Ontology annotation, molecular function: protein tyrosine kinase activity; ATP binding; carbohydrate kinase activity. Gene Ontology annotation, biological process: protein O-linked glycosylation; protein phosphorylation; carbohydrate phosphorylation. NCBI's taxonomy places the organism in Eukaryota, Metazoa, Chordata, Chondrichthyes, Orectolobiformes, Hemiscylliidae.